Messenger RNA from Chenopodium quinoa (quinoa), 729 nucleotides. Its product is annotated as peroxisomal and mitochondrial division factor 2-like. The coding region runs from base 1 to 729 and encodes 242 amino acids. The transcript has a single exon. Lineage: Eukaryota; Viridiplantae; Streptophyta; Magnoliopsida; Caryophyllales; Amaranthaceae. The record is from RefSeq and is a predicted model, not a curated record.
AUGGCGGACAACGAAGCUCUCUCUAAUGGCGUCAAUGGCGACACCGCUGAUCUCAACGAACCUGAUCAUUCUUCCCAGAAGUCAACCUCCACCCCCUCCAUUGACGACCUUAAUCAGAGGAUCGAAGCUUUGGAGAAGGAGAAAUCCGAUUUGGAAACAGAAAAGUCGAAAUCGGAGGCUAAAAUCGGUGAUUUACAAGCUCAGAUCGAGUCACUGAAGGCUGAAAACGCCGAGUCGGAGUCGAAUCGUAGGGCGGCGGAAUCCAUUGCUAAGAGAGCGUCGGAGCUUGAAAUUCAAGUGUCGCGUCUUGAGCAUGAUUACAUCACCUCCAUGAACGAAGGUGCCGAGUCGAGCCGUGAAGCUCAGGAGCUGAAGACGAAGAUCAAGGAGAUUGAAGAGAAGGCGAAGAGAGAGAAACAGGCGAAAGAGAAUGAAAUUGCUGCACUUUUGAUCGAAAAGAAGGAGGUUGAGAAUUCCGUUGAACAGCUUCAGGCUUCGUUGAGGAUUUCCGAAGCUAAGGUGAAUCAAUUGGAGGAGAAACUGGAUGAUUUGGCGAAGAAAUCGGAUGAAUCUGAAAAAUUAAUUGAUGGAUUAAUGGAUAAAGUUGCAGAAAGAGAAGUUUCUGAUGAUGGAUUUGCAGGAUUCAAGAAUCUAUUGCCUGCUAUUGGUGCUGUUUCUGCUGGUGUCAUCGUCGCCGCGGCCGUGGUGUGCUACAUUAGGCAGAAGUAG